Tetrapisispora phaffii CBS 4417 is the source of this 1164-nucleotide messenger RNA. It is a transcript of the gene END3, whose product is annotated as End3p. The record is from RefSeq and is a predicted model, not a curated record. The coding region runs from base 1 to 1164 and encodes 387 amino acids. Gene Ontology annotation, biological process: endosomal transport; actin cortical patch assembly; endocytosis. Gene Ontology annotation, molecular function: protein binding; calcium ion binding. Gene Ontology annotation, cellular component: nucleus; plasma membrane; cytoplasm. The transcript has a single exon. Lineage: Eukaryota; Fungi; Ascomycota; Saccharomycetes; Saccharomycetales; Saccharomycetaceae.
AUGCCAAAACUGGAACAAUUUGAGAUCAAGAAAUAUUGGCAAAUUUUCACAGGUUUAAAACCUGUUGAUAACAAGGUCGAUCAUGAUCAAGUGUUACCAAUGUUAUAUAAUUCUAAACUGGAUUCAUCGAUACUUAAUCAGAUUUGGUUUCUUGCCGAUAUCGAUGACGAUGACAAUUUAGAUUUCGAAGAGUUUGUUAUUUGUAUGAGAUUGAUCUUUGAUUUGGUCAAUAAAAACAUAUCUAGUGUACCUGAUGAAUUGCCGGAUUGGCUGGUGCCAGGAAGCAAGGCGAAAUUGGUUAAAGAGAGAAAGAAGCUGAAACAAGAGGAAAAUAUCGAAUUGCCAAAGGCUAAUGACCUGCCACAAAUUGAUUGGUACAUUUCUCCAGAGGAUAAAACAUUCUAUGACAAUUUAAUAUCAUCCAUUCAAAUGAACACAGAUGGUACCUAUACUUUACAAUCAAUAUCAGAUGCAUUGAAAAAUAAGUUCUUUAAUAUAGGUACAUCGGAUAUAAAUAAAGCAUGGACGUUGGUGAAUCCAUCGAGUUCCGCCUCUAUAAAUAAAGAUCCAGCAUUAUAUUUCAUCCACAUUUUAAGACAACGAAAUGAUGUUGGAGCUUUGAUUCCAAGUGAAUAUCCAACAAAUUUGGAAAGCGUAAUUAAUAAAAAGCAAAUUGACUACAAUAUUUCUUCAUCUCAAAAUGAUUUAACAAGAUCAAGUGCCAUUAAAACACCUGCUCGUGUCCAAACUUCGGCAUCUAGUAACAACACUACUUUGCAGAGGACAAAUGAUAUAACUAUAAACAACAAUCGGGAAGCUAUUACUUUGAAUGAGAUUCCAAGAGGUAAUCCAAAUGAUAUAAAUUCUCUGGAGAAAGAACUGCAAUUGUUAGAUAUAGAAUUAAUGAGAGUAAAAGAAGAAGUCUCUAAACAAACGAACACAACACAAAUAAAAGCACAAUUACAAGAAUUGUUAAAUUAUAAAGAAUUACAAUAUCAAAGGAAUUUAAAUAACAAAACUCCAAAAACUCCAACAAAUCUAAACAGUGUAAGAGAUGAUUUAUCUAAUUUAGAAAGUCAAGUUGAUAUUUUAGAAUCUUACUUAUCAGAUAAGAAAAGUGAAUUGGAUCAAUUGAAUCAGCAAAUCCAAUCUCAUAACCAAUAA